This is a messenger RNA of Paramuricea clavata, 249 nucleotides long. The record is from the annotation of a GenBank genome assembly. Lineage: Eukaryota; Metazoa; Cnidaria; Anthozoa; Malacalcyonacea; Plexauridae.
AUGUCGACAUCCGAAUCUUACAUUGAAGAAUCUUCAUCAGCUUCUGAAGUUGAAGAAAUAUCAGAUUAUGAACUUGAAGUAGAGGAGUUUGAAUCACUAUCGGAUGGAGCGUCUCAUGGCCAUGUUUCUAGUGCUAGUGAGAAAAAUGUUGCUAGUGUAUCUGCGCCUGCACUGUACGAUGAUGAGCCUAUUGCAGAUGAAGAAUGGGUUCAAAAUUAUAUAGAAAGGAAAAUAAAAAGGUUCAUGUGA